GCUGACUGCUCUACGUUCACGUGACAUAACAGCGCUCGUCUCCUCGUGGCCUUCCUGCCUUGGGUCACGUGACCCUCCUCACAUCAGGGCCGCGUUACGUCACGGAACUGGCGCACUUCAUGCAUGUGUAGGUCGGAGCCGGAAAACACGGUGUCAGUAUGCCGGUGCUGGUGUGGUGACUGGAGACAGCAGCCUGCUGAUUCCUAGCCCAAUGCUUGCACGAGAUUACAGUCAUCAGAAUACAGAUUUGCAAAGGACUUCUAGUCAAAUCCAUAACCUGUGGUAUCUGGCUACUAAGUUGCCAGGUGAGUUGAACAGGUACCAAUCAGCUGAUGUCAGGUGAAAUCUGUCUGGACACAGACACUUCUGGAAAGGGUAAAACCACCUGAGGGGACAAAAAAGGGGAAGAAGGGAGAGCAGAAGGAACGGAACAUAUCAAAUAACUUAAAAGAACCACUAAAAGAAAAUAAGGCAGGCAGAUACGCUCUGAUCCUGACCUUUUCAGCUUGGGGUAUCCAGUUUCAAACUCAUUAGAGGGAACAGAAGUAGCUGGAAGAUAUAAGGAGCAGGAGCAGCUUUUCUUCGUACACCUGAUUCAAACCCACCCCCUCUGUAUUUUAAGUUUGUAAGCAGUGCUACAUUAUGGGACAGAGGCGUCUACCAUUAUACUCACAAGCAUCAAAAUACAAGAGAUACUUCACCAUGCCCCCGUUUCAUUGCUCACAUGGCAACACCGCCAGAUGAGCAACACUACUCCAAGAUGGCUGGUAACAGAUCUGCUGGAUAUCCUAGGAAUCAAAGAAACCUGCAUGGAAAACUGUCAUCUAGCACCCCAGCUUACAUGAAGGCAAGACAGAUGCGGGCAUCAGAGGUGACUUUACCUAGAUGUGUUCUACAGAAUGUUGCCAAGCAACCUUUACCAAGUACUGCUUCUAGUGAUGGCGAGCCGGAUGGAACAGCGGAUGUUUCAGCAAUAAUAACACCUGAUGAUGCUGCGAUCCACACAUCACAGGAUGAAGAAGAAAAGAACAACUCAACCCAGCUGACUCUGCCUCUAGAAAUAGCAAGUUUUUCAAAGUUUUGUGAAACUAGGAAUGUUUCCACCCAAGAAAUAUUGUGUAGUACGGUUCAUGCAAUAAAUAAUGUGGAGCAACCAAAAACAUCAUUCCAUGAAGUGGGCAGCAUGUAUGAAGACAAGGAAGACUCAGAUCUGUCUGGGAGAGCUUCCAGUUGCAGCAGCCUCUACAGGUCUUUCAGUACGCCAUUUUCCCAGCUGCUGUCUUCUUCAUCCUCCUUAUCUAUAAACACAGUCUAUACCUCCAGAUCCGAGGCAAUGAUCAAGAAUAGCUCGGGGAGAGUGACUAAACUGGAGGAGAAAUCUUUUCUAUCAGCAAGUGAACACUACAAUACCAUCCAGAGUCCCGGGAUACACAGUCAUAGUUACCUUGGUAACCCAAACCUUCAGCAGGCCUCCUCACAUUCAAUGGGAAAAAGCUUGCAGGCCUCAGACUUUGCAUCUUCUUUUGACGAAAUGUGGCAUGACCGUUUUCUUCAUCACUGGCCAGUCCUUCCACCAAUCUCGCCACAAAGAGAGUCUAGCAGUGUGGGUGACAUUGAUACAAGAUCCCAAACCUCAGAAUUUUGUAAUGGUAUCCAGAAGGCCUUUGAUGAACUGGACAUGAUAGCUACACCCACUGGGAUGUCCUGGACAUCAGGAAGUCCUCAGAAUGCCUCAUUUACAAGUUUUUCAUCAGUUUCAGGAGCAUGCAAACAUACUGCAUCUCUUACAUCUGGGUUUUCCAAUCCAGAAGGGUCACUUGCAGAAGUACGACUUUCCCUCUUAGAUCACUUGGGUUGCGGAGAGGAAAAUAACUCCAUAGAAGAUGGCAAAAGUAAUGAAUUCAUGGCUUUUCCUGAGCAAGGUCACCAGCUUUCCCCUGCAGCUGGAUGUCUAAAUGUACCCAAUACACAGGAUACUUAUUUAAAUAAAGGAGAAGAUAAUCUACACAACGAUCUUAAUGGGCUUACAAGUGAUGAAGACAUGGAGUUUAAAAUCCAAGAAGAGCUGUGCCAAGAAAUGGAAAGUUAUUUAAAUAUUUCCAGUAACAAGCAUUGCCAAAGUUCUCUGGAUAUAAAUGAUGCACAUGAUAUAAAAGGCAUAAAAUAUGAUAAAGAUCACAAGGAGGAUGACAAUGUGAACUACAGUGUAGUCUCCCAACGUCAACCACUUGGCAGGAAAGCAAUAAAACUAGACUACAGCAUAAGACGAGAAAUGGAGAGACAGAGGCUAGCCGAAGAAAAGAGAGCUCAAGUCGUGAAAAUGUAUUCAAGAUUACAAAGCUCUCGACUGCCAGCUAUUCGCACAACACAGUCAAUGAGGAUAUCUAGAUUUGAAGACUUCGACUUUUUGGCAAAAUACUGCAUCUUCAGCCAGGAGAAGUUGGCUGAGUAUAAAAGGGCUUUUGAAGCGGUGGAUACUGAUGAGGACGGAUACUUGGAUUGUCUACAAGUCCUUAUGGCUUUAAAGGAAAUAGUGCCAGGAAAUUCCCUAAGUGACGCUGAAGAGUUCUAUGUGUACCGGAUUCUAGAGAUUGUGGACUAUUAUGUAACAGAUGGCCUAACAGACCUGCGACUCUUCGCUGUGAUGGCUAGCUUGGCGCAGAAAAUAGCAGCACUAGAUUCUUUCAUGAGAUCUUUAAUUGAUCAUAUGGACUUCAAGGCCCUAGAGCUGAAAAUGUAUAAGGCUAAGCAACUCUUUCUGUGCAAUAUUGAUGCUGAAAGCAAGAGCAUCAGUGUGGAACAGCUCCUGGUGGAACUGAAGGCUGGUGGGAUUAGCCGGGAGCAUGAGGAGGCUGCACAAUUGGAAUUAAGUCACAUUAAGAAGCUGGAUAUCCUUGACUUUCUGACAUAUUUGCCUCUUUUUGUUCUUAUUCAUAAUUCUGUUAUAUCCAAUCCUCUCGAUGACUCUCGAAAUAUUUGAACACAAUUGGACUGUCCCAGUACCAAUGGUCCAGCUACUAUUCUAAAAAAAAGUUGUUGUGUGGCUGAAAGUCAAAGGUUUUGCAUAAUACAUAAAUGUGUAUGAAGUACUGUAUGUUUAUUGCAAAUGUAUUUUAAUGUGUAAUGUGUAUUGCAUCUUAAUGAUUGUAUAUAGGUGUCACCUAUCUGCAAUUGAAAAAGGGUAAUAUAACAUCCGUCUUGUUUUAUCUUGU
Molecule: messenger RNA, 3212 nt
Organism: Hyla sarda
Lineage: Eukaryota; Metazoa; Chordata; Amphibia; Anura; Hylidae
Exons: 18
Coding region: 725-2980 (751 amino acids)
Molecular function (GO): calcium ion binding
Source: RefSeq, a predicted model, not a curated record